Drosophila hydei is the source of this 3896-nucleotide messenger RNA. RefSeq names its product putative elongator complex protein 1 (gene Elp1). The record is from RefSeq and is a predicted model, not a curated record. Gene Ontology annotation, molecular function: tRNA binding; protein binding. Bases 60 to 3806 code for a protein of 1248 amino acids. Gene Ontology annotation, cellular component: elongator holoenzyme complex; cytosol. The transcript is spliced from 6 exons. NCBI's taxonomy places the organism in Eukaryota, Metazoa, Arthropoda, Insecta, Diptera, Drosophilidae. Gene Ontology annotation, biological process: tRNA wobble base 5-methoxycarbonylmethyl-2-thiouridinylation.
CGGUAUUUCACAUUGCGCACGUUGUUGUCAUAGUAUGAUAAUAAUUAAACAAAAGAAAAAUGCGCAAUCUGAAGUUACAAUAUUGUAAGGAGCAGACAACUGGCAUUCCAGGUGGCAAGCAACUCUUGCUCCAGCCGGAUAUCGAACGAAGUGGCCAUGAAAUCACGUAUAUAGUUACUGACAGUGAAAUAUUUGCCGUUGGUAACGAUGUCAGUAAUGUUCAACCGCCCAAACUUGUUGCCGAACUGCCAAACAUAGUUGGCGCAGAGUACUUACAGCUGGAUAAUGCAAUAUGCGUAGCCACGGGUGCCGGCGAGGUGCUGAUCAUCAAUCCUGAUUCUUUGUCUCAGAGUGAGGGAACUUACUGUGAUGUGGGAAUUGAGUGUAUGGCCUGGUCACCCAACCAGGAGGUAGUGGUCUUUACAACUAAGACAAAGAAUGUGGUGGUAAUGACUUGUACAUAUGACGUGCUGGGUGAACAGCCGCUAGAUACGGGGCUCGCUGACGAUCAGCAGUUCGUGAACGUGGGCUGGGGCAAAAAGGAGACACAGUUCCAUGGCUCGGCUGGCAAACAAGCGGCCAAGCAGUCAGCUGAGUUCGUAGCUCCAUUAGAUGUACAGAAGCUGCCACAGGAUGUACAGGUUGCUUGGCGAGGUGAUGGCGCCUAUUUUGCCGUCUCCUAUGUGGCAGCCAACGUGGGUCGUACCUUUAGUGUCUACGACUGUGAAGGCAAGCUUCAGUACACGGCAGAGAAAUGGAAUGGCUUGCAAACGCCGAUUGCGUGGAGGCCGAGCGGCAAUUGGAUUGCCCAGCCACAAAUCAUGUCCAACAAAUCGACUGUGGCGCUAUUCGAAAAGAAUGGAUUGCGUCAUCGUGAAUUUGAGUUGCCCUUCGAUUUGCAUGUGGAGCCUAUCAUGCAGUUAAGUUGGAGCAACGAUUCAGACAUCCUUGCGCUGCACACUGUGACGGCAGACUCGCAGAGUAUUUAUCUCUACACGAUUGGAAACUAUCAUUGGUAUCUUAAGCAAGUACUGGUCUUUAAGGAGCAACAGGAUCCACUUUCUCUAUUCUAUUGGGACAAUCGCCUUGGUGCAGAGCACAUGCUGCACGUUCUGCUUGCGAGUGGAAAACGUUAUACUCAUCGCUUUCGGUAUGGCAUCGAUUGCCAGCCAAGCACAGAUAUUGUUUAUGUUAUCGAUGGCAAGCGUCUGCUAUUGACCAGAUUCUCGGCAGCUGUGAUACCGCCACCCAUGUCCUGGCGUGUCGUCGAAAUGCAUAGCUACAUAAAUGCCGUGAGCAUAUCCGAAAAUGACAUCUAUAUUUAUACAAGCGAUCAUAAAAUACACUCAUAUCUACCAAAAGAUGAUAGCAUGCGAUUUAGUUGUCAGCUCUCUCCGGACUUAGCGCAAAUCCAAUUGGCCAAUUUAAGCUGUUUUGCCAAUGAAUUUUUGCUGGCCACAAAUAGUGUGGGUAACCGGACACACAUCCUUAUGCUCCUCAAGGAAAAGGUGAAAACAUCCUUAAGCAUUGCUGGCACAGUCAAUGCGCUAACAGUGCCUAAUGGCUGCAAGGAUCGUUUCUAUAUCCAGACCCUCAACAAUAAUCACAUUUACGAGCUGAUCUUGACACCGAAUAGUGAGCUGAAGGUAUUGCGCAGCUAUUUGCAGCUAUCACAUUCAGUAAAUCACAUGAUAUUUUACACAACUCCUUCUACGCCAGGUGGUGAACUGAUAACGCUGCACUCGGAGCAGCUGCUACAGGUUGACGGCAAAACGAUUGAUGAGGAUGUCACUUCAUUCUGCGUCGUCGACAACUAUUUGAUAUAUACCCAGCUGAAUACAUUGCAUUUUGUACGACUGAGUGAUAAAUCCGGCGUAGCUAUACGCAGCAUUGAGCGCGGCGCUAAGCUGGUGACAUCGGCGAGCGGCGCCCGACUAGUGAUGCAGUUGCCACGCGGCAAUCUGGAGGUGAUAUGCCCACGUGUUCUAGCUCUUGACCUGAUCGGGAACUCGCUGAAUUGCGGUGAUUAUUAUCGGCCAAUGUGUAUGCUGCGCAAACAUCGCAUCAAUAUGAAUAUCAUCUGCGAUCACAAUAUGUCAAAAUUUGUGGAGAAUAUAAAUGAUUUUCUCGACCAGAUCGAGGACAGCCAAUGGAUAUGUCUAUUUAUCAACGAGCUGCAGAAUGAGGACUAUACGCUGGGCAUGUAUGCAAGUAACUAUGGCUCUGUAAAGCAAAGCUAUCCGCCCGAUUACACAGUCGACCAGAAGGUAUCCACGAUAUGUGCGCUGUUGAUCAAAGAAAUGACCAACACUGACGAUCCAAAGCAGAAGGCACGCUUUCGUCUGCCCAUUAUAACGGCUUAUGUUAAGUCCAAUCAAUUGCCAAAGGCUCUGGAAUACAUUUGGGAGCAUAAGCAAACGGAUGCCCAGUUGGGUGAGCAACUGCUCAAGUAUCUGCUUUAUCUGGUGGAUGUGAAUGAAUUAUACAAUGUUGCCCUGGGCACAUAUAAUUUUGGCACUGUCCUCUUUGUUGCCCAGCAGUCGCAAAUGGACCCCAAGGAGUUUCUGCCCUAUCUCAAUGAGCUGAAGUCGUUGCAGCCGGAUUAUCGCAAGUUCAAGAUCGAUGAGCAUCUGAAGCGCUUCGACCUGGCUCUCAAUCAUUUGGCUGCCUGCGGUGCAGAACAUUACGAACUGGCCUUAACCUUUAUCAAACAGCACAAUCUUUACAGUCAAGCCUUGAUCGCUUAUCAGUCGCAAACGGAUUUCCAUCGUCGCAUUUGUGUGGCUUAUGGGGAUCAUUUGCGUGCCAAUGCCCAGCUAGAGGCGGCCAGUCUUUUGUAUGAACGUGGCGGGCAGCUUCAGCAGGCACUGCUCAGCGCUCGCCACACGCUCGACUGGCAGCGUGUGCUGCUGCUAGCUCAGCGUGCAGGUGAACCGCUAGCUCCGGUGGCAAUCUCGCUAGUGGGACCGCUACAACAACAAGGUCGUCAUUUGGAUGCGUAUGAGCUGCUCAAGAGAUUUGACGCACCGGACAGUGAAGCGCCACUGGAGCUGCUACUGAAAGGUCAUCUCUAUGGGCGUGCCAUUUAUGAGGCCGGACUGCUGGAUGUGGACGGCACAGCUGAGCUAUUGGCUAAGCGCGUGAAGCCCUCGCUCAUUGAAUAUGUUGCACAAUUGGAGGCUUCACUGGGCGCAGAUCGACUGCUAUUCUUGGAGUACAAACAGCGUCUACUGGAUAUACGCAAACGCCAGGCGACGGCAUCAGCAGCCGCCAAUGGCGCCGGAGACCACGAGUUAGAUAUUGAUGAGGUGGAUCUGCUGUCUGACACCAGUAGCAUCCAGUCGUCUCGGCAUAGUGGCAGUUCGCGGGGCACAGGUAAAACAUUUCGCUCGAGCAAAAAUCGACGCAAACACGAACGCAAGUUGCUUAGCUUGAAGCCGGGCAACCCCUUCGAAGACAUCGCGCUCAUCGAUGCGCUGCACAACCUAGUCACGAAGCUCGGCCAACAACAACAGCAACUUCUUGUGCGUGACACAUGCAAAGCCCUCCUCCAGCUGCACACAGAGGAUGAGCGGGCAGCGCAGCUGCAGCGCCUAUACGAAAGUAUCUUGCUGGAGCUGCAGCCUGCUGCGCUGGAUGAGAUCUGGGUGCCCGAGCUACUGGGCGGCACUGUGCAACAUCUGACUGGACCCAAUGUUGAUUAUCUGGCACUGCAGAAGGAACAGCGCUAUGCUCUAAUAGCUCCCUUGAAGCGAUACAAACCGCUGUUGAGCAUUAUAGAUUGGAAGCAUGGCAUAUUGCAUUAGUUCUACUCAUAAUCGUGAUCACUCUAUGGCUAUUUUAAAUAUAUUUUCACUUUUAAUGGGAUAAAUAUAAAAAACUUUCACUGUGGUUGC